Molecule: messenger RNA, 1980 nt
Organism: Parasteatoda tepidariorum (common house spider)
Lineage: Eukaryota; Metazoa; Arthropoda; Arachnida; Araneae; Theridiidae
Product: protein tyrosine phosphatase type IVA 2
Biological process (GO): protein dephosphorylation
Molecular function (GO): protein tyrosine phosphatase activity
Source: RefSeq, a predicted model, not a curated record
CCAAUAUUUGUAACCUUGAGGACGCAAACUCUUUACCGUAAUUAAGUUGCGAGUGUCCCUCUGUUUGUUGUUGCCUCAUUUUACGAUCUUGUCUUUGGACCUGCUUGCAUAAUUUGUGUUAACUUGUUUUCAUUUUUUUGAGUUAUUUGUUGCGUUCUGUGGUCGCUUGCUUAUUCAAGAGGAAAUAUUGCCGAGUGUUUAUGUAAUCAUAAAUUUUUUUUAAUUGUUCUCACUGCAGUAGUGGAUUUAUACUGAGUUUAAAGCCUCCGGUUAUUUUGACGGGAUGAUUUGUGAGUGCUUCUUGCAUUUAUGAAUUUUAAUAUUCCAAAGUCACCUGUGGAUAUGAGUGGCUUUUAAAAUUAAGGUUUUAUUUUAAAGACUUAGUGAGAUCUCAUCUGUUGUCUUCUCAUACUUAAUGGAGUUCUUGGUCAUCCACAGAGGUGAAUUCUGCCCAGCACAACACAAAUAAAGUGUAUUGUUGGAUUUAUUUGUGAGAAUUUAUUUUUUUGCGCGAAGAUUACUUAAGAAGCAGAUAUUGCUGCAUCAUUUCAGUUUGUGAAGCACAUCAGAUUAUCUUUAUUUUGAAAUCAUCCACUAAGAAAAACUUAUUUUCAUUUAACUGGGGCAUUCUCCACCAAGGCAUGACUAUGAAGCAUAAGUUGAUGAGACCCGGCCCAUCCGAAAUUGUUUACAAGAACAUGAGGUUUUUGAUAAUGGACAGGCCAACGGAUGCUACCAUCAAUGCAUUUAUAGAGGAGCUUAAAAGCAAAAAUGUAACAGAAGUUGUAAGAGUAUGUGAACCCACUUAUCAAAAAGAAGCUUUGGAGAUGCAUGGAAUAAAAGUAUUGGAUUGGCAGUUUGACGAUGGAUCUCCUCCACCAGUUAAAAUCAUGAAUGAUUGGUUUGAUCUUCUAAGGAAAAGGUUUAAAGAAAAAACAGACUGUUGUGUUGCUGUCCAUUGUGUUGCUGGUCUGGGCAGGGCACCUGUUCUAGUAGCAAUUGCCUUGAUUGAAUUGGGAAUGAAAUAUGAAGAUGCUGUUGAAUUAAUAAGGCAGAAACGAAGGGGUGCUAUCAAUGCUAAACAACUUGCUUUUCUGGAAAAAUACCGUCCUAAGUCCCGUCUGAAAUCCCAAAAUGGUUUGAAGCAGUGCUGCAUUCAGUGAACAGGAAUUAUUUUUCCUUUUUGUCUAUGGCAAUAAUUUAAGUUGCCUUAUUGUCUUAUUCAUUUUAAAGUUUUUCAUUACUUAGCAGCACUUUAAAAUAGAUUUGUAUAUGAUGGAAUUCACAUUUUUGUUCAUGUCAUUUAUUUACUCAUUCAUCAUUGUUUAAAAUGUACUCACACAUUACACGCAGAAGUUCUCUUGUUUAUCAAUUUUUUUUUAAAUUACCAAAUAUUUUGCUACUUAUCAUUCCAAUGAAUUUUAUAAAUUUUUAUUUUCGAAUAAAAAUGAUAAUUAGAAAUAUUUUUGAUCUUGCUAAAUUUUCUGAAUAUUGGUUGUUCUGCCCCAAAAGUUUGUGUAACUUGACUUGCCUGUUUAAUUUAAAUAUGUCAAUGAAUUUCAAGCUUUCAGAUGCUUAGAAUUGUUUAUGCUCAUAAUGAUGCUCAGAAUUUAUGUUUUUUGUUUAGUUAAAAAUAAAAUUUUGUAUAGCUGUUAAAAUUUAUUAUCUUAAUGAUAUUUUUACCUAUUGCAAGCAAUAAUAUGACUAGAACUUAAAUUUUAUAUUGCUAUAAUUCAAUACUGUAGUUUUUUCCACCGACUUAUAAAUCAGCCAUGUAUAUUUUUCAUAUAUUUUAAAAAAAUUUUAAAUUGGUGAGAUAUAUUUUUAUGAAUAAAGUACAAAUAAUAAAUGGAGAUAUGUAGAUCUUCGUUAUUUCUAUUGAUUUUAACGCAAUUUUUGUGAACUUUGAAAUUCUGUUUCAAGGAUAUUGACUACUUUUCUGCUGUAAUAUUUGGAAAAAUAAAUGUGAUAUGAAAAAUU